Molecule: messenger RNA, 1689 nt
Organism: Rubroshorea leprosula
Lineage: Eukaryota; Viridiplantae; Streptophyta; Magnoliopsida; Malvales; Dipterocarpaceae
Source: the annotation of a GenBank genome assembly
ACCAGAGCUGCUAUCUGGAAUUUUAUACAAGAAAUAAGAAAUUGUUAUGGAUCUAGUUACAUUGAUUCAACAGUUCUUCCUAGAUCUGGUUCUAAUCAUUUCAUUUCAUCCAUUUAUCUUCUCUUUUCUUCUCCUGUGGCCACUUUUCUAUUUGCUAAAGCUCAGUAGAAAUCCAAAACUCAGACUCCCUCCGUCUCCACCAAAGCUACCAAUUAUAGGAAACCUUCACCAAUUGGGGAAGCUUCCUCAUCAGUCUCUCUGGGCCCUCUCUGAGAAGUAUGGCCCUAUAAUGCUCCUUUACUUUGGCAGCAUUCCAACAGCAAUAGUUUCUUCUGAAGAAUUGGCUCAAGAAGUCCUAAAGAAGAAUGAUAUUGCUUUUGCAGAGAGGCAUCCAUCGAGGGCUGCAAAAGUAUUCUCUUACGGUUGCACUAAUUCUGUGUUUAGCCCUUAUGGUGAAUAUUGGAGGCAGUUGAAAAAGAUUUCUGUUGUUGAACUUCUUAACCAGAGCAGGGUGGAGAUGUUUCAGUUUGCGAGGGAAGAAGAAGCGGCAAAAAUGGUUGAAAAGAUACAAUUCUCAUGUCUCAAUGAGGCUGCUAUCAAUCUUAAAGAGAUGCUUUUUAAUUUUUCAAACAAUAUUAUCUCAAGAUCUGCCCUUGGUAAGGUAUAUGGAAAAGAAAGUGGUCAUGAGAAUUUAGGAGAGCAGCAAAUGGAUGCUAUGGGAGCUUUCUGCUUGGAAGAUCUGUUUCCCUGUUUGGGAUGGAUGGAUUUUCUUACUGGGUUCAGACAGAAAGUGAAAUGCACUUUCGAAGCAAUAGAUCACUUCCUAGAUCAAGUGAUUGAAGAACAUAAGCUUCCAAAGAAUGAGGGUGAAAAAUCUAAUCAAAAGAACUUUCUAGAUAUCCUUCUUGAUCUUCAGAAGGAUGGUAACCUCAGCAUUAAUCUAACUCAAGACAACAUUAAAGCAAUUAUUCUGGGCUUGUUCGUGGGGGGAACACAUAUAGUUGCAGCAACAAUGGAAUGGGCAAUGGCAGAGCUUAUGAAAAAUCCGAGUGAAAUGAGAAAAGCCCAGGAAGAGGUAAGAAGAGUAGUGGGAAAGAAGCAGAAGGUAACUGACACUGAUAUCAGUCAAAUGGAGUACCUUAAAUGCAUCAUCAAAGAGACAUUGAGGCUGCAUACUAACAGUCUUCUUGUUCGACAUGCACGUACCAAAGCUAACUUGGGAGGCUAUGAUAUUUGUCCUGGAACAAGAGUUCUGAUAAAUGUGUAUGCAAUUCAGAGGGACGCCAAAUUUUGGGACAAGCCUGAAGAGUUCCACCCAGAGAGAUUCAGUAACAAUGAAGUCAGCUUCAGAGGAGAUUGCCUGCAAUAUUUUCCAUUUGGUUCUGGGAGAAGGAUGUGCUCAGGGAUAUCAUUUGGAGUUGCAGAAGUUGAAUGCGUGCUAGCCAAUCUCUUGUAUUGGUUCGAUUGGAAGUUGCCUAAUGGGACAGCCGCGGAGGACUUGGAUAUGUCAGAGAGUUUUGCCAUAACAGUUGUGAAGAAAAUUCCUCUUCAGCUUGUACCUGUAUCACCCGUUUCAUCUCUGUGAAGAUUAAGAGCUGUUCGUUUUCUUCUUUUUCAUUUUUCUCUUUGCUGAAUCAAUUGUCUUACAGUUGCUGCUUUUUCAGUUAUGAAUGAAUCUGGUAAACUGCG